This is a messenger RNA of Paramecium tetraurelia, 1142 nucleotides long. RefSeq lists its product as uncharacterized. Lineage: Eukaryota; Ciliophora; Oligohymenophorea; Peniculida; Parameciidae. The transcript has 5 exons. The record is from RefSeq and is a predicted model, not a curated record.
AUGAAUAAGGUGUUAGUGUUAUCACUGAUAUGUCUAAUUAGCAUCAGAGGAUUUGAAAUUGACUUCUAGUUGCUUUUACAAACAGGAUCUGAAUCAAAUGAUGCAGUAUAGGCUGUUUACGAUUUAUUGAAUGAUUUGAAGACAAGCAAUAUCGAAGCUUAGGGAGUGGCAGAUGAGAAGAACAUUUCAGAUGAGGAAAUUGGAUAGGCUAGAAUAGCUGCUUUAUCGAAAGUGAACGAGUUGAACCAAAAAGCAUGGGCAAGUGCUAAGGCUAGAAGAGAAUAAAUUGGAGUUGAAUACAGAGAAGCAACAGAUUACAUAGCUUGGGCUACAUAAAGAUUAGCUGAUAUUGAUAGAAGAUCCAUUGAAUUAUAGGAGUUGAGAUGUUUUUCAAAUGGUUUGUUUGUGAGAGCCAUCAAAUAACAUAAUGAUGCUUUGGGAGUGAUCAGAAUAUUAAAGAAUGAUUUAAGUGGUUAUUUGACAGGUUAACCAUCCUCAUUGGUUGAAGUGAAUGUGUAAAAUGUAUCAGACAAAUUGAAAUAAUACAGUCAACUGUUUAAUCAAGAUGCAAUGACCAAAUUUGCACAAUUAGCAGCAGAAUAGGCAUCAGGAAAUGCAGAGUUGCAUGCUCUUGGUCAAGAUGAAGGAUCAUCAUCAGACAGACAACCAGGACACAACAUUGGUCAAUUGGUUUAUAAUGCUCUUUCAGAUCUCGAGGAUUAGUUGAAAGGAUCGUUAGCCAAUUUGGAAGCCAAUGAGAUUGCAGCCUAUUAUCAAUUAGCCGAUUGGUUGGCAGAUACAGAAUCUGAAGUGGCUCAUCUCAAUGAUGAAAUCUAGAGAAAGACUUAAUUAUAAGACAAAUUGGUUGUGUAAGAGCAAGCUGCCCUUGCUGUGUAAGCCAAAGCCAACAGUGUAUUGAAGGAUUCUCAAAAUGCUAUAAAUGCAGCUACAGCUUCCUUGUAAGAGUUGAGAGACUUGUAUGAGACUGAGUUGAAUAGAAGAAAUGAGGAAAAUGCCAUAAUCGACGAGGUUAUUCAUAUUUUCAAAUAAUAAGUAUUGGAAAUGGCUAAUUAAACUUCUUAUGGAAAGAAAUGAUUAAUAUCGAUAUAUAUUAAUAUUAAAAUUAGAGAAAAAUAUUAUAA